Messenger RNA from Trichoplusia ni (cabbage looper), 1137 nucleotides. RefSeq names its product checkpoint protein HUS1 (gene Hus1-like). The record is from RefSeq and is a predicted model, not a curated record. The transcript has 6 exons. Gene Ontology annotation, biological process: mitotic DNA replication checkpoint signaling; mitotic intra-S DNA damage checkpoint signaling; double-strand break repair via homologous recombination. Bases 240 to 1118 code for a protein of 292 amino acids. Gene Ontology annotation, cellular component: checkpoint clamp complex; nucleolus; site of double-strand break. Lineage: Eukaryota; Metazoa; Arthropoda; Insecta; Lepidoptera; Noctuidae.
UACUUUUAUUACUAAUCGACUAAGAAUCACAGUAUAAUAAAUAUUACUGAGCACAUAUCUGACGUCAGUCAUUGUCUAUGAUCGAUUUGUCAAUUCAACUGUCACAACAAAGCGACUGAUAGUGUGUGUACCAGGUUUCAAUUCAAACUUUUGAAACUUGAAAACACUUAUCGUGAUAUGUAGAAAUAAAAAUAGCACUUAAUUCAUAUAAUUACUGUCUUCGUUGCAUGUAAUAAACAAUGAAAUUCCGAGCUGUUAUGAUAGAUGCGGGGCCAAUGCGGGAAUUCUCAAAUGUAGUUACAAUUAUAUCAAAGUUAUCGAAAGAAUGUGUGUUAAGAUUGACUGAUGACCACCUAUAUUUUAUUGUUAGCGAAGAAAAUAGCGGGCCAACACCACCGAUACUGUGGUGCGAGAUACCACAGGCCAUGUUUUGCUCUGAAUACCAAAUGCUAGGUCUAGACGAAGAGCAUAAAGAUAUUUAUUUAGCUUUUAGCUCAGGUAAUUUAGCAAGAUCUCUAGUCACAUUAAAGACUGCAAAGAGCUUAAAAAUGAAACUCACAAAGAAACAGUGUCCAUGUUUAACUCUGGAAAUUGAAAUGCCAUCUACAACAUCGCAGCAAACAAGACAGGUCACUCAUGAUAUCCCAGUUACCGUGAUACCGAGGAAGUUAUGGACAGAUUACCAUGAACCAAGGAUUCCGGAUCCUGAUAUAUCAAUAGAACUGCCAUCAUUAAAGCAGUUACGAACUACGAUAGAUAGAAUGCGGACAAUGACAUCUGAGGUAGUGAUCAGAGCGUCCGCUGAGGGCAGACUGACUUUACAGAUCAAAACUGACAUGGCUAAAGUAUCAACAAGGUUUAAAGGAUUGAGAGUUGAGGCUUUCGGAGGGCCAAUAGACCACUCAGACUCUGAAACUGAAACACAAAUGAAUGAAGAUAUGUCUCGGGUAUGCUAUUGCAGGGUAGACGCCAAAAAACUAUCAAUGUUUUUAAGCGCAGAUCAAAUAGCAACGAACAGAACUGUUUGCAGUAUAGUUCAUAGGAAGUUAGUGAUUUUAUGUUUAACAACGGAUGAAAAUGUUAAGUUGCAGUGUUUUAUUGGAGGGAUUGUUUAUUGAAAUAAAUUGUUUUGUUUUA